This is a messenger RNA of Ascoidea rubescens DSM 1968, 1059 nucleotides long. RefSeq names its product YeeE/YedE family protein. Lineage: Eukaryota; Fungi; Ascomycota; Saccharomycetes; Ascoideales; Ascoideaceae. The record is from RefSeq and is a predicted model, not a curated record. The transcript has a single exon. Bases 1 to 1059 code for a protein of 352 amino acids. Gene Ontology annotation, cellular component: plasma membrane.
AUGUUUACUCCGAUAGAAUCUGCCAUAGGUGCUUUGUUGAUCCAAUUUUCAACAACAAACUACUAUCAACAGGUUGGUAAGACCAUAGGUUUCUCGUCAUUAAUUUCUGGUGCAAUCAAGUCUCCAUCAAUUGAGAAAAACUUGUCGUUAUUAGCCGGUGUGCUCUUAUCGCCAGUUUUCGUUCACUACUUUUUACCAGAUUUCAUUCCUGUAUUAAAUUUUUCAAUUCCCUUUCCAAGUUUGUUAAACAACACUGUAAAUGGUUACGCACUAUUUUCAUCCGUUGGAUUUUUGGUGGGUCUAGGCACCUCCUUUGGUUGUGGUUGCACCUCUGGUCAUAUGUUGGCUGGAUUGUCAAGAUUGAGAUUUAGAAGUUUUGUUGCAACUUGUGUUUUUGCUUCAAUGGCUAUUUUAACCAACACUGUUUUCAAUUUAAACUACCCUUGUCCAGGAAAUUGCAUCACCCCAGAUUCAUCUAAUUUUGAAAACAAUUCAAAGACCUUGCUAUCUCUAUUAGCCUUUUCAUUUAUCUCAACGUAUUUCAUACUCCCCAAAUUAGCAAAGUCGGCAAAAUCGGCUUCAUGUUCCAAAAAAACAGAUUCAAAAUCAGAUCCAAAUUGCAAUCAAUUAAAUCCUACAUGUCAAAAAAGACUAACUAUUGUUAAUAGUUUAUUUUCUGGUUUCACUUUUGGUCUUGGUUUGAUAAUUUCUGGUAUGACAAAUCCCGCAAAAGUGACUGGUUUCUUAUCAAUCCUCAAGAUAAACCAGGGCUUAUUCGAUCCUUCAUUGAUUAUGAUUAUUCUUUUCACUAUAAUUCCCAAUAUUUUUAUCUGGGAAUCGAUCAAAAAACCACAAUUAAACAACGAGUUUGACGUUGCUAACUCAAAUGAGAUCCCAAUCAAGUUCUUAAUCGGCAACGCUUUAUUCGGUAUUGGCUGGGGUAUCUUAGGUAUUUGUCCAGGCCCAGGUAUCCUUGGUUUGGUUUACAACACAAAAUAUGCUCUUGCCUGGGUAGCAAACUUCUUUCUUGGUUACUCUUCAGCCAAAUUACUCGCCUAA